Molecule: messenger RNA, 4231 nt
Organism: Engraulis encrasicolus (European anchovy)
Lineage: Eukaryota; Metazoa; Chordata; Actinopteri; Clupeiformes; Engraulidae
Gene: nlgn2a
Product: neuroligin 2a
Exons: 11
Coding region: 1619-4231 (870 amino acids)
Biological process (GO): modulation of chemical synaptic transmission; synaptic vesicle endocytosis; postsynaptic membrane assembly
Cellular component (GO): synapse; postsynaptic specialization membrane; plasma membrane
Molecular function (GO): signaling receptor activity; neurexin family protein binding
Source: RefSeq, a predicted model, not a curated record
GAGAGUCUGAAGAAGCACAGCAUCCUUUGCCAACGAGAGCCUGUCGUGCCACAGAAAGACAAGUGUGGCAAACGCUGUUUUCGUCGGUGCGAAAUUGAGCAGCGGAAUCUCCGAAAACGUUUCCCCUCUUUAUCCAAACGGAACCAGUUUACUGAGCCGUCGCGUUAUGGAUGAAGCCCGUUUCAUACUAGCCUAGACUGCAAAGUCGUCUUCAAUCACUGUUCGUUUGGGCUCUCUGCUAUGAACCGGGAGAGGAGGAUGCUAUUCUGUCUGCAUUUCUGAAGGAACCAGGAGCAAACACACGCACACACUGGGACCAUAAAAUCGAAAGAAAACGACCCUUUUUGAGAUGUGGAGGAGAGGACGUGCCACUUUGGAAUAUGCCUUCUGCUGAAAACAUCCUGCCAGACCCGGUUCCCAUGCAUCGAUUUCACCUGUAAAAUGGUGUGCGUAGCUUACUGUAGUUUCCAUUUCACCGUCUCGGAAUCGUUAUAAAAUUGCAGACAUCCUCGUUUUCCCUGACAGAGAAGGGUGUUGUCGGCGAAGCAAAUGGAAAAGGGGUUAAAUUGCCAUUCCCUUUGGUGAAAACACGGGGAGCGCUUUGAUGUCAUUGGCAUAGCGGUAGUUGAGGCGCUGUUGAAAAUUCUCAAGUGUUAAAAGGGAAUGCUUUGACACCGACCAAGAUAUCAUCAAGAGGAGAGAAGAACGCAAGCCCCAUACAAAAACAAAACACACACACAUACAGACCCCUCGGAUUUCCACCACCGUGUUGCCUGGACAUCCAAAAAAGGAGCAGUGAAGCGUUUCUUGGUGGAUUUCCAGGGAUCAAGCCAGCUGGAGAUUGUGUGGAAGCCGUGUGUGUAAGUGUGUGUGUAUGUGUGUGUGAGACGCCAGCAGCGUUGCACGUGUGUGUGUGAGUGUGUGUAUGUGCGUGAACCGCCCAGAUGAGGACCGCCGCGCAGGAGGAUGGAACGUAACAGAGCCACGGCCACGCCACAGCCGUCGUGCUCCUCAGCCGUGAACCCCCUCCGCCGCGACCUUUCACCUUUCAACUGCCAAUGACCUUUGACCCCGCGACCCUGUGACCUUUGUCCUGACCUCUUUUUCCCCAUCUUCCUGUUUUACUGUGCCCCUCCACCCCUUAGUCCCACAACCACACCUUAUUUUGCUCAAACUCGGGUCUCCCUGUUUGUCUGAACCUCUGUCUGAUCCUCGAUCUCUGAUCCUCCUUUGGAUACAAAACUGUUGGCUGUUUUUUUUUUCUCUAUAAACUCUCACACAGUCACUGAACCAAGUGCACACACACACACACACACACACACACACGCACAGAGUGCUUUCACACUUGCUCCUACUUAGUUACACUCUACCGCUCCUGCUGUUGUGGCUGGGAAGUGGAGCCAGAAGUGGGACAAACAAACAAACAACUACACAAAACAAACAAACAAACAAAGCACACGGUCAACAAGCAAAUAAGCAAGCAGGUGCACUUCUCCUCUAUCCCACUGUUGAGUCAUCCCCAGACGGGCCAGUCGAAAGGUACAAAAAAGACAGAAAGAGACAGAGUGCGACUGAGUGAACGAGUGUGAGAGAGAGAGAGAGAAGGAGAGAGAAGACCAUGGUCCUCCUCCUCCUUCCCCUCCUCCGUCGUCGCACCUCUUACUCCUCCUCUUCGUGCCACCCCAUCCGCAGCACUAUGUCUUGGCACUGGGUGGCGCUCUUCCUCGCCCUGGCACAAUGGGCCAGCCCAGGCGGCAUCCCCCCGAUGGCCCACGCCCAACGAGGGGGCCCCGACCCCACCAAGUAUCCGCUGGUCACCACCAACUACGGCAAGCUGCGGGGCAUCAAGAAGGAGCUCAACAACGAGAUCCUGGGGCCCGUGGAGCAGUUCCUGGGCGUUCCCUACGCCACCGCGCCCAUCGGCGACCGCCGCUUCCAGCCGCCGGAGGCUCCCGGCUCGUGGCAGGAGGUGAGGAACGCCACGCAGUUCGCGCCGGUGUGCCCGCAGAACAUCCACGGCGUGCUGCCGGAGAUCAUGCUGCCCGUGUGGUUCACCGACAGCCUGGACGUGGCGGCGACGUACGUGCAGAACCAGAGCGAGGACUGCCUCUACCUCAACAUCUAUGUGCCCACCGAGGACGGUCCAAAAAAACACGAUGAAUCUUCGACGAACAGGCCGAAAGACGAAGACAUCCGUGAUCGCCGCAACAAGCCGGUCAUGCUCUUCAUCCACGGCGGCUCCUACAUGGAAGGCACCGGAAACAUGUUCGACGCCAGCGUCCUCGCCGCCUACGGAAACGUCAUUGUGGUCACCAUGAACUACCGACUGGGCGUGCUCGGUUUCCUGAGCACGGGUGACCAGUCCGCGAAGGGCAACUACGGCCUGCUGGACCAGAUCCAGGCUCUGCGCUGGCUCAAUGAGAACAUCGGGCACUUCGGAGGGGACCCUGAGCGCAUCACCAUCUUCGGCUCGGGCGCCGGAGCCUCCUGCAUCAACCUGCUCAUCCUCUCGCACCACUCCGAAGGCAACGCCGGCACAGGCCUGUUCCAGAGGGCCAUUGCCCAGAGUGGCUCUGCCAUCUCCAGCUGGUCCAUCAACUACAACCCCCUCAAGUACACCAAGAUCCUGGCUAAGAAGGUGGGCUGCAGCUACGUGGAGACGUCAGACCUGGUGGACUGCCUACGCAGGAAGAACUUCCGGGAGCUGGUGGACCAGGACAUCCAGCCGGCCCGGUACCACAUCGCAUUCGGACCCGUGGUGGACGGGGAUGUGGUGCCGGAUGACCCAGAAAUACUAAUGCAGCAGGGGGAGUUCCUGAACUACGACUUCCUGAUUGGCGUGAACCAAGGCGAGGGCCUGAAGUUUGUGGACGAUGGCGGCUCAGAGAGCGAGGAGGGAAUCACGGCUGCCGCAUUCGACUACACCAUUUCCAACUUUGUCGACAAUCUUUACGGAUACCCAGAGGGUAAAGAUAUCCUCAGGGAGACCAUCAAGUUCAUGUACACGGACUGGGCGGACCGCGACAACGGCGAGAUGCGCCGCAAGACUCUCCUCGCGCUGUUCACCGACCACCAGUGGGUGGCGCCGGCGGUGGCCACCGCCAAGCUGCACGCCGAGUUCCAGUCGCCCGUCUACUUCUACACCUUCUACCACCACUGCCAGACGGAGACGCGGCCCGAGUGGGCGGACGCGGCACACGGCGACGAGAUCCCCUACGUCUUCGGCGUGCCCAUGGUCGGCGCUACGGACCUGUUCCCAUGCAACUUCUCCAAGAACGACGUCAUGCUGAGCGCCGUGGUCAUGACGUACUGGACCAACUUCGCCAAGACUGGGGACCCCAACCUGCCCGUGCCACAGGACACCAAGUUCAUCCACACCAAGCCCAACCGUUUCGAGGAGGUGAUCUGGACCAAGUUCAACUCCAAGGACAAGCAGUACCUGCACAUCGGCCUCAAGCCGCGCAUCCGAGACAACUACCGAGCCAACAAGGUGGCCUUCUGGCUAGAGCUCGUGCCCCACCUCCACAGCCUGCAUGAGGAAAUCAUCACCCGCACCACCAAACUGCCGCCGGGCAGCACCCCGUCCUGGUCCCGGCCCGGCACCGGCCCCGGAGGGACCCGGCCCACCCGCCAGCCCUACCCCACCUACCCUCCGGACGACCCGGACAGCUCCGAGCGCCCUCGCAUCUCGCCGUUCCCGGACGACACGCGCGACUACUCCACGGAGCUGAGCGUGACGGUGGCGGUGGGCGCCUCGCUGCUCUUCCUCAACAUCCUGGCCUUCGCCGCGCUCUACUACAAGCGGGACAAGCGGCACGAGAUGCGGCGGCACCGGCUGUCCCCGCAGCGGGGCAUGGGGAUGGGCAUGGGCAUGGGCAUCGGCGGGCUGGGCGUGGGCAUCGGCGGCGGCAUCGGCGGCGCCAACGAUCUGGCGCACAGUCAGGAGGAGGAGAUCAUGUCCAUGCAGAUGAAGCAGGCCGAGCACCUGGACGCCCACCACGACAUGGAGCCGCUGCGGCCGCACGACAUCCUGCGCCCCGCGUGCCCGCCCGACUACACGCUGGCGCUGCGGCGGGCGCCGGACGACGUGCCCCUGAUGACGCCCAACACCAUCACCAUGAUCCCCAGCUCCAUCACCGGCAUGCAGCCGCUGCACGCGUUCAACACCUUCCCCGCCACCGCCGGCCACAACAACACCUUGCCCCACCCUCACUCCACCACCCGGGUAUAG